UAGGAGUCCGUGUCUAUAAGAUCUGGGGCGCUUACCCAAAGCUCUCAUCCCUGUUCUGCUCUUCUGCCUUUCUCUCUCUAGCUUCUUUUCAUCUCUCCCUCCAUUUCUCAUGGCCAAGGCUAGGAUCUUCUUAGCACUGUUUCUCCUGUUACUUCUGGUGGAGUUGGACGUGUUCACUGGACCAUGGGUAGUUGGAGUAGAGGGCAUAGAUUGUCCUUCAAAGUGUGAUUACCGCUGCAGCAAGGCAUCACGGCAUAAGAUUUGCAUAAGGGCCUGCAACACUUGCUGCCAAAGAUGCAACUGUGUCCCACCAGGGACCUCUGGGAACAGAGACGUGUGUCCCUGCUAUGCUAAUAUGAAAACUCAUGGUGGUCGUCUUAAAUGCCCCUAGAAGAUAAUAAAUCUUGCAAGAGCUAGCCACGCACAGAUCCAUGAACAUCACUGGUGGGGUUUGAAACUGUUUAAUGUCUAUGAUAUACAAUAUCAGUAGUUUUCGUAAAGAAUAAGUAUGUGCUCUACAAGCUGUCUCCAGAGUUGGGUACACUUCAUACUCUCACUUUAUAGCUGUGUUUAACAAUAUAAUACUAUUUCUACCAAAAAAAAACAAUAUAAUACUAUGGUUGAACUGAUAUUGGUGAAUA
This is a messenger RNA of Elaeis guineensis (African oil palm), 641 nucleotides long. RefSeq names its product cypmaclein. Lineage: Eukaryota; Viridiplantae; Streptophyta; Magnoliopsida; Arecales; Arecaceae. The record is from RefSeq and is a predicted model, not a curated record.